This is a messenger RNA of Pristis pectinata (smalltooth sawfish), 496 nucleotides long. RefSeq names its product cytochrome c oxidase subunit 7B, mitochondrial. Lineage: Eukaryota; Metazoa; Chordata; Chondrichthyes; Rhinopristiformes; Pristidae. Gene Ontology annotation, biological process: mitochondrial electron transport, cytochrome c to oxygen. The coding region runs from base 125 to 364 and encodes 79 amino acids. The transcript is spliced from 3 exons. The record is from RefSeq and is a predicted model, not a curated record.
AUAUCAAAUAGAAAUAAUAUUACUUCCCCCCCAUCCUCAAGACCGCCGGUGGUUGGUGCAUGCGCGGUGUGGAGAAGAAGUUGGUGCCAUUUUGUGUGUUUGUGGGUGACCGAGCGCUGUGGACAUGAUUCCUCUCACUGGGAAGCUUCUGUCCCUCUCCGGUCGGAGCAUUCGCCAAAUUGCAGCAAGACAAGCUCAUCACAAAACUGGUCCUGACUUCCAUGACAAAUAUGGAAAUGUUAUCCUGGCAGGAGGAUUAGUAUUCUGUGUUUCAGUAUGGAGUUAUGUCUGUACGCAGACGGGGAUCACAUGGAACCUUUCACCAGUUGGCAAGAUCACUCCUCAAGAAUGGAGAACAGAUUAGACAGAAGGACCAAGUGUUUGCAAUGAAGAGUACAGAAAGGCUGAAUUUGCCUCCAGCCUCACGGCUUGUACUGUACUUAUUUGCCUCUGUGUAUUAAGUUUCAUAGUAAAUCAAUAAAUUAUAAAAAAACAA